Messenger RNA from Cloeon dipterum, 575 nucleotides. RefSeq names its product ribosomal protein L36 (gene RpL36). The record is from RefSeq and is a predicted model, not a curated record. Gene Ontology annotation, biological process: cytoplasmic translation. Gene Ontology annotation, molecular function: structural constituent of ribosome. The coding region runs from base 155 to 511 and encodes 118 amino acids. Lineage: Eukaryota; Metazoa; Arthropoda; Insecta; Ephemeroptera; Baetidae. Gene Ontology annotation, cellular component: cytosolic large ribosomal subunit; ribosome. The transcript has 4 exons.
UUCAUCGAGAUUGAAUAUUCGCGCGCUCCCUCCUACUGCAUGAUUCACGUCUGCGCUUUGUUCACGUGUCCACGCUUCCCGAUUGGCUCGUUCGCUUCGUUGCUUCGUUCUCAUUAAGGAUUCUGUGUUGCUGGUAGACCUUGCAGCACAAAUCAUGGGUAAAAAGAGCAAGAGUCCCCGCUAUGAGAUGGCCGUUGGCCUGAACAAGGGCCACAAGACCACCAAAAUUGUUUGGGGCAAGACCAAGACCUCGGACAAGAAGAUCAGAGUCCGACCCUCCAGGCUAAAGGGCCGUCAGACAAAACACACCAAGUUCUGCCGGGAACUUAUUAGAGAAGUAGGUGGACAUGCUCCUUAUGAGAAGAGAGCCAUGGAGUUGCUUAAGGUUUCGAAGGACAAGAGAGCCCUGAAAUUCCUCAAGAGGAGGUUGGGCACACACACCCGUGGAAAGAGGAAGCGUGAAGAGCUCAGCAACAUCCUUACCCAGAUGAGGAAGGCUGCCCACAAGUAAAUGUUAAUGUAUCACGCUGCAUAUUUCAACAAUUAAAACCAAUAAAUUGUUCUUUGUGACUAAA